AUGAUGUCUCGAAUUGUGGACCGAUUUAAUAACCGUCUUGGCCGAGCUCGUUCACCUACCGACGACGUUGGAGCAAGAUACACAUCGCUACCUCACGAAACUGUUGAACUCGAAGGAUUGACCAGCGAGGAAAAUUUAGAAUCAUCAGGCCCGACGUUCACUCCAGACGACGCCAUAACUUACAUAGGAUUUGGUAUAUUCCAUAUUAAACUUGUACUAGUGUUGGGGUUAGUGUGGAUGGUCGAAGGCAUGGAGAUAUUUGUAAUGUCAGUGCUAGCACCCUACCUUAGAUGUCACUGGGGUCUAAGCUAUUACGAAGAGACAUUGCUACCAAUUUUGACUUCUCUGGGUAUGAUGAUAUCAUCGCCAGUAUGGGGUUGGGUUUGUGAUGUCUAUGGUCGCAAGAAGGGUCUAUACAUCAGUUCGGUCUGGUUUAUAUAUUUUGCAUUUCUCAGCACUUUUUCACCAAAUUACCGAUGGUUGCUAUUUCUUCGAUUUCUGGUUGGUGUCGGCAUCGGUUCCUUGCCACAAGUUUCGACCAUCCUAGCAGAGUAUACUCCGGCAAAGGCUCGUGGGAAGGUUCUAACAUUCAUCACAGUUUUCUGGUCAAUUGGUUUUAUAUUUGCAGCAUCCUUGUCACUUUGGUUGAUGAUUGAUUACGGCUUCCGAGUCUUGCUCGCUGCAUUGUGUGUGCCGGGGCUCCUAUUUUUAUGGUCAUUCUAUUGGAUGCCUGAAUCAUUCCGGUUCUAUGCUGUCUCGGGUCAGGGCGACAAAGCAUUGGAGAUGCUUAAACACAUUGCAAAGGCAAAUGGCUCAUGCUUGCCCCCGGGUAACCUCACCGUCACCCCAGUAUCGGCUGUAAAGAAACGAGGUAGCCUAAUAGAUGUGGUUCGCUCAGGCUACUUCCGAAUGACAGUCACAUUAUGGUUAAUUUGGUUUAUAAGCAUCAUGAUGUAUUAUUCCUCUGUCUAUGUGACAACAGAGAUAUUUGAUCGCUAUGAUGAUAACAUAUGCCAUGAAACCGAAGGGGAAAAAAUAUGCAAGUGUAAAGUUUUCAACAGAAAGGACUACAUUGACAUUAUUUGGACAUCAGCUGGAGAAUUCCCAGGUGUUAUCAUGACCGUGUUGCUUAUUGAUUGGCUUGGCCGGAAACGGACAAUGUAUGUGAAUGCAUUUGUUGCAAUUGGUUGCCAGAGUCUGUUAUUCUUGUGCCUCAAUCGUACCGGUGCUACAGUUCUCCUUAUGGUAAUUCGAUGUAUCCUUGUUGGUUAUUCAGCCGUUGUUUUUGUUUACACACCUGAAGCUUACCCAACAUCUAUUCGAGCAAUGGGUAUGGGUUCGGGUUAUGUCUUUGGCCGCAUUGGGAUGCUCACUGCACCUUUUAUUGCCGAGGCAUUAUUUCACAUCUCGUUUCAAGCGACAAAGUUUUUCUUUGUGUUUUCUUUGGUUAUUGGAUUCCUAGCUGCACUCUCAUUGCCAUUUGAUACCAUGGGCAAAGUUUUGGUGUAA
This is a messenger RNA of Paramuricea clavata, 1509 nucleotides long. NCBI's taxonomy places the organism in Eukaryota, Metazoa, Cnidaria, Anthozoa, Malacalcyonacea, Plexauridae. The record is from the annotation of a GenBank genome assembly.